GAACAUACAAACAAGGCGAAUUUAUUUGUUGAACACCAGAAUUUUAAUAUCAUGCAGGUUCCUCGAUGUGCAUUCAUCAUGCUUCAGAUUUAAUUAUUUCAACAGGUAAGAUUGGCUGACUGAUGUUUUAAUUUCCCUUGGAAGAUACAUCAAAAAACAUGAUGGCGGAAGCAAGCGAAGGGAGAAAUGGGAAAAGAUAUUAUGACGUAAUGAGGUUUAACCAUUUACUGGUCACCGUGGUUGGUCUGGUCAAUAGAAUUUCUUGGUUGGGCCACACUUCACCACAAUUCCAAACGAUCUAAUCUAUUUUCAGCCAUGAUAGUGCCAACUCUUUUCUUGCGGUUAAUAAUAAGAGGUGAAAUAAGGUAAAUUAGUGACGUUGUACUCCCGACUCAAGCAAAAUCGGGAAAUCGUACCAUUCAAGUUCCACACGUCCAAAGCCCAACUUCUUCUCGGUGCUCAUACAUAAAGGUCCACUUUCCCUUUGGUUAGCUACUUACUUUUGCAAACAUACAUUCCAAUCUUCUCUACAUCAAACAUCGAACAUCAAGACAAAGAACAAGAACUCUUCGUUUCCACGACACCCAUCAAUCCAUCAACCAACAACACCCGUUAAAUCAACCUUUUACCAAUUAAAUCCAACAUCAUGCCUUUCACAGCAAGCGAUAUCUGCAAGAUUAUUCUCGCCGUCAUCUUACCACCUCUUGGUGUUUUCCUUGAGAGAGGUUGCGGUGCCGAUUUGCUCAUUAACAUCCUUCUCACCAUCCUUGGAUAUAUCCCCGGUAUCAUCCACGCUCUAUACAUCAUUCUGAAGUAUUAAGCUUCUCAUGACAACGACUUUCCUCAAACUCAAAAAUAAACGAUAUACCGCACUCGACUUCGAUCAUACGAUACCUCCAAUCAUCUUCCUACCUCUUUUACAUCUUCUCGAAAUCAGGCCUGACCA
Molecule: messenger RNA, 946 nt
Organism: Botrytis sinoallii
Lineage: Eukaryota; Fungi; Ascomycota; Leotiomycetes; Helotiales; Sclerotiniaceae
Exons: 3
Coding region: 647-820 (57 amino acids)
Cellular component (GO): membrane
Source: RefSeq, a predicted model, not a curated record